AUGGAUAAACAGUAUAUUAGCUACAAUAACGUACAUCAGUUGUGCCAAGAGGCCGCGGCGAAGAUUAAGCAAUUCAAACCCGACUUGAUCAUUGCAAUUGGUGGAGGUGGCUUCAUUCCCGCCAGAAUCUUGCGUACAUUUUUGAAAGAGCCUAACGUGCCCACAGUGCGUAUUUUCGCUAUCAUUUUGUCGCUUUACGAAGAUCUACAUUCUGUUGGCUCAGAAGAAGAGAAACCGGGCGUUACUGUGCAAAGAACGCAGUGGAUCGAUUACGAACAGUGCAAGCUGGACCUGGUGGGUAAAAACGUGCUGAUCGUAGACGAGGUGGACGAUACCCGUACUACUUUGCACUAUGCGCUUAGCGAGCUGGAAAAAGAUGCUGCCGACCAGGCCAGUGCCAAGGGCAUCGAUCUCGAGCAGCAGCCAGAAAUGAAGACCAAAUUUGGAAUUUUUGUUCUGCACGACAAGCAAAAACCCAAGAAGGCAGACUUGCCAGCAUAUAUACUCAACGACGAGCUACGCUACAUUGCUGCGCGCAGCGUGCCAGACAAGUGGUAUGCGUACCCAUGGGAAUCCACGGAUAUUGUGAGCCAUACACGUUUUGCCAUGGAGCAAGGAAACGACGUGUUUUUGGACUAG
Molecule: messenger RNA, 639 nt
Organism: Lachancea meyersii CBS 8951
Lineage: Eukaryota; Fungi; Ascomycota; Saccharomycetes; Saccharomycetales; Saccharomycetaceae
Source: the annotation of a GenBank genome assembly